GUGAACGCGCACGGCACGGAGCACAGACGCGUCUUCAGAGCUUUGCUUUAAGUGGUGCGCGCCCCUCGCAGACAGUUGACUUGUGGACUUCUCCAAGCUCAGAGUACGGGAUCAAUCUGCGACUUUGACACUUUUUUUGCAACGUAAAGCGCUUCAAAAGGUUAAUUAUGGGUAACAGGCUCAGCAGAAGGCGAGACGCCCCGGCCAGCAGUGCUGAAGCUGCUGCCACUGAACAGAAGACUGCAGAGGAGCCAGCAGCCGUACCAGCAGCUGAACCAGCACCCGUACCUGCAGCCGAACCAGCAGCUGAGGACUCUGGGAUAACGCAGGAGGCUGUACAGGAUGAAGAAGUGAUUGUGGGUGAGCCAGUGACACCCGUGGCAUGUUUACCUUCUGAAGAUUGUGUGGCAGUGUGUAAGGGGGCGGAGGCUCCUCCUGCCCCUGAACCAGAGCCUGUGGCAAAGGAAGCCCCAGCUCCAGUCCAGCCUGAACCUCCUGUCCAAGUCAGUGAACCAGAACCUGUUGCAGCACCUGAACCUGUUUCAGCACCUGAACCUGUUCCCGAACCAGUUGCCGAAGCUCAGCUUGCUCCAGAACCUGCUCCAGAGCCUGUUACUGAACCAGAACCCAUUCCUGAGCCCGAGCCUACCUCACAACCAGAGCCAGAAGUUGAGCCAGUCCCUGAGUCACUCCCACCUCCAGUUGAGGCUCCAGAGCCACAGAUAGACCUGCUUACCCAGGAGUCCCUCCCUGAGCCAGAGCUUCCUUCACCACCUCUGAUCGAUCUGGGCGUCCCCGAUGAAGCCCCUGAACCUGUUGACACACCCCUCAUCCCUGAACCUGUCAGUGCAGUCGAGUCCGCAGACGUGAUCCCAGUUGUUGAAGGAGGCCUAGACGGAACUGAGGAUCCUGUCGUUUCAGCAUUGGAGCCGGAAAAGUCAGAGGAAACAUCAGAGUUCCUGGAGAAGCAUAUUGAGGUGGAGGUGACAGAAGAUCUGGAGAAGCUGAUGGGUGAUGUCAACAUGGAAAAUGUAAAUGGACUACUAAAGAACUUGGAGCUGAAAGGAAAUGACCUGCUUACUGAUCUCAUUCCCAAUGAUGUCACAAUUGCAGACGACACUCUCAUCACAAACAUGAGCACUCCUGCAGAGCUGAUGUGAAUUCACACAAGGAAAGGAUGUAUAAAGAAGUAAAAAGGAUGUUUCUUUUUUUCUGUGAAAACCUCUUAACCCUGUCCAUGAAGUCUGAAAGAAUCAUAAAUACAGUAUCUGAUUUUCUUAUACUUAAAGGGGCCUAUUGAAGGCAAAAGCGGCUAUUUCUGUCAAAAUGAACCUAAUGUGCCAAAUGAGCUCUGGAUCAAACUUAGGUCUUGUCAUAAAAUUACUUACUGACACAUGUAGGUUUUUGAUACAGUUACAAAGCCACCAGGUGUGUGGGUAAAGGGGUAAAGGGACUCAAAAAUCACAGUGGAAAUAUGUGAUCAUGAGUGUAUUGUUGGACAUCAGAGAUAUUUCUCUAUGCAACUUCACUAAACAAGAUUUUAAAUGUAUCUUUUUUCAUUGCCAUAUAAAAACCAGGUAUAAGGAUAGUGAUUAAAAAUAAAUUUUAAAAUCUUUUUAAGGUGUUUAUGGGAAUGCACAGCACUCGUAAGUUAAUGCAGAAUGACAGGCAAGGGACAGUAGCAAUGCAAAUAUGGAGACAGUUUGUGCAGACCGCUAUUUAGCAAGAAACACGGGUCCAAUAAACAUUUAUUCCUUAACAUACUCAUACUGGGACCUUGCAAUAUUUCUCUAACAGGUGUGAUCACCAUCUAAUUGUUAUUUUAAUAUGAUGAGAUGGUAAUUUUUUUAACUCAAGUAAUGGCUUGCUUGUGAAAAUAAAAUAUUAUUCAACAUG
Molecule: messenger RNA, 1896 nt
Organism: Cheilinus undulatus (humphead wrasse)
Lineage: Eukaryota; Metazoa; Chordata; Actinopteri; Labriformes; Labridae
Product: protein TsetseEP-like
Exons: 2
Coding region: 168-1160 (330 amino acids)
Source: RefSeq, a predicted model, not a curated record